Messenger RNA from Cylicostephanus goldi, 270 nucleotides. The record is from the annotation of a GenBank genome assembly. Lineage: Eukaryota; Metazoa; Nematoda; Chromadorea; Rhabditida; Strongylidae.
AUGCCUAUUGAUUGUAAUGGAAUAAGAUUCAAGCAGGAAAAGUGUAUAGUGAAGCCGGCCGUCGAGCAUGCGCCUCAGGUGUUUAGCGGUCACAGGCUGGAAGAUGAGGCGCCUGACGCGGCGGCUGAGGGUGUGAACGAACACAGAGCGCGGGUGGACUCGAUGAGAACAGCAAAAGUCGACUCGACGGCUGUAAAGUGUACUGGAACGGCUGCAGCCAUCGAACAGAGCCCUCUUCUGACAUUUCCCCUGAGGGACGGUCUGGGAUAA